UGUUCAUGUCAUCUUGCGUCAUUUUCCCGCUCUUCUGUGAAAAAAAAAACAUGCAGGGGGGCAGUGAUUGCAAAAGGCUAGAGGUCUAGAAACGAGCUCUUCGCGGCGCUAUGAAGACUUUAUUAGAUUAGAAAGCUUUAGGAAAUCCUUAAGGGAUAUGCAAACAGAUGCUGCAUACGUCUAUCUGUGCUUUUUGAUCACACAGGUCAUGUUUGGGGAUGCAAAUGAAAUUAAAUCAGUGUUAGUGACUGAGGGAGAUUCUGUGCCACUAUACACUGAUGUUACUGAAGUGCAGGAAGGUGAUCAGAUAGUGUGGACAUUUGGACCUCAAAACAUUCGAAUAGCUGAAAUCAUGAAAAGGGAACAAAUGGGUUUUAACAUAAAUUUUGUCUUUAAUGAUGGAAUAUUCAAAGACAAACUACAAAUGGACAAACACACUGGAUCUCUGACCAUCAGAAACAUAAGAACUGAACACACUGGACCUUAUAAACUGACUGUGAUCAGUUGGUCAAUGGAUACCUCACUGAAAAGAUUUAAUGUUACAGUCUUUGCUCUACUACCUGUUCCUUUCAUCAACAAUAACAGUUCAAACUGUUCUUCAAAAUCAUCAAGAUCGCAUUUUUCCAGAUGUUCAGUGUUGUGUUCAGUGGUGAAUGUGAGUGCUGUGAGUCUCUCCUGGUACAAAGGAAACAGUGUAACGUCCAGCAUCAGUGUUUCUGAUCUCAGCAUCAGUCUCUCUCUACCUCUGGAGGUGGAAUAUCAGGAUAAAAACGCUUACAGCUGUGUGAUCAACAACACCUUCACAAACCACACCACACAUCUGGACAUCAUUGAUCUCUGUCACACAUGUGCAGAACUGGAGGCAAAUCACUAUCUUAUACCACUAAUAGUUUUGGUCGUGGUGCUGUUCAUAAUUGCAGUUUUGGGAUUAACGGUCUGGUGCUACAGCAAGUGCAAACAAGGACGAUGUGCUGAAGCUGAGGUCGAAAUUCAGUAUACUACAGCUACAUUCUGUGCAGAUAAUUUGCGGUACCAUACGGAGGCUGAAGCAGAAGGUGGUACAGUCUAUUCGAGCAUCGCAACAAACUAAGGAUCACAGUGUUCAAUGUUUUUAAUGAUACAAACACUCAAGACAUAACAGUCACCUUGCAUAUUCACAUUUCAUUUUUAUAAAGUAACAUGCAGUUCAUGGACAGUCCAUUUCAGCAAUCGUUCCUUUUGUAGUAUUGUUGGUAAUAAUUCAUGCUGGACAAGGAAACAUUUUUGAAAUAGGUGUAGCGAAAGCCGAUAACUGAUCACUGAUGUUUAUUUCAAUACCAAUGUUUUAUUCAUCAAACAUCAGUGGAAACUCUUGUAUUCAGUACUAACAGGACAUAAAGCCAUGUUAAAUCCCUUUAGACUUUCCAUUCAUCUCAACAGUCUUGAGCGAAAUCCAAAACCGUUUCAUAACACCACAAGAAAAAUAAUAUUUUCUAGACUAGACGUGUCGAGGUCAUGUUACGUCUACUUUUAACUGGAAAUCUGCAUUUUCCUGUGUUGUAACAUAUUUAAGCACUGAUUAUUUUCCAAGUAUUGUGCGGAGUAUUGUGUGGGAGUAUUACUUCCUAAGUAUUGUGCUCAAACGAAACCAUCCCACUGAAUAAACAUGUAUUGUUUUUCA
Danio aesculapii is the source of this 1660-nucleotide messenger RNA. RefSeq lists its product as uncharacterized. Bases 158 to 1090 code for a protein of 310 amino acids. The record is from RefSeq and is a predicted model, not a curated record. The transcript is spliced from 6 exons. NCBI's taxonomy places the organism in Eukaryota, Metazoa, Chordata, Actinopteri, Cypriniformes, Danionidae.